AUGCCGCCUAAAAAAGGAAAAGGUAAAGAUAAAGGUACUGCACAAGCGACCAAAGCUAUGGCGAUGGGGCCUCCACCUAAACCCAAGAAAAUCCCACCACCACCCGCCUGCUUCGGUCCAGACGACUUAGCAAAAUUCAAAGAAAUGUUUAAAGCCCACGAUGAAGAAGGUAUUGAGAAGGUGAAAAUAGUGGACAUACCAUUAAUGUUGAGAAAACUUGGGUUCAACCCAAAAACAGCAGAAAUAAAGGAACUAUUCAGACUUUUUUUGGAAGACGAUUUAGUCGACACUGUGGAGUAUCACGAAUGGUUAUUUAUGAUAGAAGCUAAAAUGAAUUGGGGUGAUGACUUUGAAGUUGAGGUGACGAAAGCUUUUGCGGCGUUAGCCCAUGACGAUGAAGACACUGGUAUAGCGGAUUUAGAGCUUCUACGACAAGAACUAAUGACAUGGGGAGAGCCUUUGACCGAGAUCGAAUUUGUUGAUUGGCUGAAACUAGCUAUUAAAGACAAAACUUACAAUCCAGAGGACGGCAGUUUUGCAUACGUUAAGUUUAUUGAAAACAUGAACGCUAAGGAUGAAAGAUACAUUAAGGAGCCGAUCAACUUCUUCAAAUUAGAUCAGAAGACGUUAGCUGCAAUGGCCCUACAGAAGGCACAAGAGGAAAAGGAAGAACAGGAGAGAAAGGAAGCGGAAAAACGAGCUAAAGAAGAAGCUAGGCGGCAAAAGAUGAUAGCUGAUGGCUUGAUACCGCCCGACUAG
Danaus chrysippus (African queen) is the source of this 759-nucleotide messenger RNA. The record is from the annotation of a GenBank genome assembly. NCBI's taxonomy places the organism in Eukaryota, Metazoa, Arthropoda, Insecta, Lepidoptera, Nymphalidae.